CACAUGUUGAAAUCGAGGCGUUGCGAUCAACAACAUGGCGUGCGUGGACCAAAAUUCCAAUGCAGUUCUUCAAGGAAUUGCCCGUCACAUCAAUUGUUUGGGAGAAGAAAACAGAAAUACGAGAAAGAAAGCUUUAGAAGGCAUAAAAAAAGAUACGCUACAGCGAAAGCCAGCUUUAGAGUCAACUGAACUCCAGUUAGUGUUCAGUGAAGUUGCUAAACCUUUGUUAAAAGUUUUCUCCGAUCCCGUUGAGAAAUGCCGAGAAUUAUCCAUCAUUAUCAUCCGAGAAUUCAUGGAGAAGGUAGAGAAACCAGACGAAAGUUUACCUUAUGUAAUGCCCGUAUUAGUUCUAAGACUGGGCCAACAAGAAUUGACAGAACCUUCGGAGGAAAUUCGGCUUAUGUUAGUGGAAUUUUUAACUCAGAUCGUGGAAUAUUCUGGAAAGAGACUUUCGGUGUAUCUUGACGACUUGAUAAGAAUUUUACAAAGGACAAUUAUUGACCCAUUUCCAGAUGUAAAAAAAGAAAGUUGCAGAUGUACCUCAAAAGUGGCUAAAGCUAUCCCUGAAUAUUUCCAUAUGCAAUCAGAAUCUCUCAUCAGUCCACUUUUAAUGACAAUCACACAUCAGCAUGCCAAAGUGCGGAGUCUAGUUGUUGAAACAAUAGGCAAUGUGAUGCAAUAUGGUAAUAGUAAAUCAAUGGAAAAGGUGGUUCCACAUUUGGCACAGAGGCUGUUUGAUGACUCGCCAGUGGUCAGGAAAGCAGUAGUGAAGAUUGUGGGGAACUGGUUGUUAGACCUACCCGACCGUUACUCCUUCCACCACAAGCUAAUUCCUCUGUUGCUGACUGGUCUCGCUGACUCACAGCCAGAGAUUGCCGAGUUAGCGGACACCUUGUGGUAUGAUACAGGACUGAAGUAUGAAAAAGAGAAUGAGGAAGAGCUAAAGGACAAGUUAGAUUUUUCCAAAGAAAAACCAGCACACUAUCCCUCUAAUGUGGAAAGACCCAACUUGGGCUGUCGAGUUCUGAUGAUGAGACACCUGUCCAAGAUCCUGCCCGCCCUGAUGAAGGAUGUUACAGAUUGGGUAGUAGCCACCCGACUGAAAUCAGCAGCCCUUCUGUACUGGCUCCUCCUGAACGCUGAGGAUUAUGUCACCCAGCACAUGGCAGUGCUGACCACUGGAAUGUAUAGAGCCUGUGUGGAUGAAGAGGCUCAAGUUGUCAAAGAUGUACAAAGAGCAGCUGAGUUGGUGGGAUACUUUGUUUCUCCUGAGGUCUGGUGUAAGAUGAUUCUGGCCAAUGUCAAGUCUAUGCAGUCAUUUAGCCCUGUCAUGAUCCUAGCAUCAGUCAUCAGGGGGUCCGAGAGAACUGCACUGAGACCAUACCUGCCCAAAAUUGUCUCUACCCUGAAUGAUUCAGACAUCUGUUUUACAACUCAGGUGCAGAUGCAAGCACAGCUGUUAAACUGCACAGCAGCAAUUCUACAGGUAUCUGAAGAAGACUGUGCUGGAAUAAGCCAGCUGCUGUUCAAUCUUCUCCUCACAGUCCUGUGUCAGAAUGAGGAAACUCAUGGACAGGUGAAUGAACUUUUGGACAGUUUGUGCAAGGUUCAGGUACUGGAGUCCAGACAAGAGCUGUACAGUAGACACACCAAGCCAUUGAUUAACCAGCUGAAGGAGUCCGCCAACAUGUGGACUGUUCAUUCCACAGAGAGACUGCUGUUUGACACCCUUCUUAUUGAAUGUGGACCCGUUGUUGGAGAUAUUCUGGAUGAGGUUAUGCCGAUAUUUGUGACAAACCUCGACACAAAUAAGGACCCUGAGCUGCGGUUAAAGUUUUUCUCCCUGCUGUCCCGCCUAGUGAUCAGCGCCGGGUCGACCCUGGAUUCUUGUCACAAGUUUGGGGAGUUUGCAGUAAUCGUAGUCAAGGAUAUCAUUAUUCCCAACUGUGUGUGGAAGGCUGGGAGAGUAGCGGGCGCCAUCAGAACCACGGCUACUUCCUGUGUGUGGGCACUGCUACAGAGCGGGGUCCUCAGCAAGGACAAGCUUAUGCCAGUUGUUGAAGAUCUGUUAACUCAAAUGAUUACUACAAUGGAUGAUGACAACAAAAGUACACGACUCAUUUGUUGUCGAGUGAUGACCCGAUUAUUUGAUCUAAUUGGAAUGGAACUAGGUCAAGACCGAUUGCACAAUAUGUAUCCAGAUCUUCUUAAACGCUUAGAUGACAGCAGUGAUGAGGUCAGAAUCACAGUCUCCAAGACAUUUUUGGCUUACUUUGAUUGCUUUGAGAAUGGCUACGACGUCAUAUUAUACAGAGCUCAUUUAGAAGCCAUUUAUAAAGGACUGUUGGUACAUCUAGAUGAUCCAGAACAAAAGAUACAAGAAGCAAUACUAGAGGUUCUUAAGAAAUCAGGCUCAAUCUGUCCGACCAUGCUACUUCAGGAAGUGGAGGAAGUGAAGCACAAACACAGGUCCAGUGUGUACUGUAACAAACUGAUGGAGUACCUCAAGGGGCUGCUCUAGGGGCCACUUAUCAUGACGGAGCUUUGUAAGGGAGACCACUGAUUUAUAGACCUAUACAAGGGAGGCUACUCCGUGAUUGUACUAUUUUUGUAAGGGUGACCCCGUGACGAAGCAUGUUUCCUGCAGGGAAGAGUACCCUCUAAGAAUGGCGACAUUUGUAAAUGGAGACAACAUCAUAUCACCACUGCCAUGUGUAUUUAUUUUCAAUGAAUUUCUCAUUUUAAUCAAUAAAAUGUUCAUAUAAAUUCACUCUAUUUAAACCUAUGGUUGAUUUAUAGCAUUUAGAAAAAUAAAGUAAUGUAAUAUUUA
Magallana angulata is the source of this 2830-nucleotide messenger RNA. RefSeq names its product dynein axonemal assembly factor 5-like. The coding region runs from base 35 to 2521 and encodes 828 amino acids. The record is from RefSeq and is a predicted model, not a curated record. NCBI's taxonomy places the organism in Eukaryota, Metazoa, Mollusca, Bivalvia, Ostreida, Ostreidae. Gene Ontology annotation, biological process: outer dynein arm assembly; cilium movement; inner dynein arm assembly. Gene Ontology annotation, cellular component: cytoplasm. Gene Ontology annotation, molecular function: dynein intermediate chain binding. The transcript is spliced from 10 exons.